UUAGAAUGGUAAAGAGAAAAAGGAAAAGAAACUUAUAGUACCUUAUUUUCUUAAAGAAAAAGAAGAUUCCAAAAAUCAGAUAAAGAAAGAUACAAACAUGUAUGAACCAUCAUCAAUAUGAAAAGUUAAAGUAAUAAAGUUAAUAAGUGGGAGAAAGCUGGUUGAGUAGUGAUGCUGAUCUCAAACAAUCAAUUAAUUUUUUCAAUCAACCAAAUUUCUUGAUGCAAAUUAUUGUACUUUGUUUUCUUCCUAUCUUCAAUGGCUUUAUUUUUUCUCUUUCUCCUAACACUUCUUGUGUUAAUAUCAUGUGCAUCUUGCCAACUUCAAGGUAUGUGUAUAAUAAUUUAUAAGCAUUGAUUGUGGAGGAACAAGAAGUAACUACACUGACACAACCACAGGACUAACAUGGAUUUCAGAUUCUGAGAUUAUGAAACAUGGAGAGACAGUGGAAGUAAAAAACCCUAAUGGAAACAAAGUUCAGUAUCAGAAACGCAGAGAUUUUCCAACAGAUAGCAGAAAAUAUUGUUAUACACUUGAGGCUGAAGAGAGAAGAAGGUAUUUGGUAAGAGCUACUUUUCAGUAUGGAAGUUUGCAAAAUGGAGACACAUACCCUCAGUUUCAACUUUACUUGGAUGCAACUAAAUGGGCUACUGUGUCAAUUUAUGAUGAGUCAAGAAUAUAUGUUAAGGAAAUGAUCUUUAGAGCACCUUCAAAUUCUGUUGAUGUUUGCAUCUGUUGUGCUACAACUGGUUCUCCUUUCAUAUCUACUAUUGAGCUUAGACCCUUGAAUCUUUCUAUGUAUGCCACUGAUUUUGAGGAUGAUUUCUUCUUGAAAGUAGCUGCAAGAAUUAACUUUGGUGCUCCAACUGGUGAUGCUGUCAGGUAUCCGGAGGAUCCAUAUGAUAGAAUAUGGGAGUCUGAUCUUGGAAAAAGGCAAAAUUUUCUUGUUGGGGUGGCCGCAGGAACCGAAAGAAUAAACACUACAAGGAACAUAGCAAUAGAGACAAGAGAAUAUCCACCUGUUAAGGUGAUGCAAAGUGCGGUUGUUGGCACAAAAGGACUACUUAGCUAUAGACUGAACCUUGAAGACUUUCCUGGGAACGCAAGAGCUUAUGCAUAUUUAGCAGAGAUUGAAGAUCUGAGUCAGAAUGAGACUAGAAAAUUCAAAUUGGAGCAACCUUUUAUAGCUGAUUAUAGCAAUGCAGUGGUGAACAUAGCUGAGAAUGCUAAUGGGAGCUACACUCUUUAUGAACCAAGUUACAUGAAUGUGAGUUUGGAAUUUGUUCUUUCCUUCUCCUUUAAGAGAACACCGGAUUCUACUAGAGGACCUCUACUAAAUGCAAUGGAAAUAAGCAAAUAUCAAGAAAUUGCUUCAAAGACAUUCAAGCAAGAUUCAAAUUUCGUAAAUGCAUUUUCCUCCUUGUCUGACGAGAUUAUCCCAAAGAAUGAAGGCGAUCCUUGCGUUCCAACUCCAUGGGAGUGGGUGAAUUGUAGUACUGCUACACCUGCAAGAAUUACAAAUAUGUUUUUACUGGUUACAAUACCUUGUAUUAGAAACUUGUCAGGAAGGAAUUUGACCGGUGAAAUCCCUCGAGAGCUCAACAACAUGGAAGCCUUGACAGAAUUGUGGUUAGAUAGAAACUUGCUUACAGGACAACUACCAGAUAUGAGCAAUCUUAUCAAUCUAAAGAUUAUGCAUCUAGAGAACAACAAAUUGACCGGUCCACUACCAACGUACCUGGGUAGUUUACCAGGUUUACAAGCAUUGUACAUACAGAAUAACUCAUUUACCGGGGACAUACCAGCAGGAUUAUUAUCUACAAAAAUCACUUUCAUCUAUGAUGAUAAUCCGGGACUACAUAAAAGGAGCAAAAAGCAUUUUCCAUUGAUGAUAGGAAUUUCUAUUGGAGUACUAGUGAUUCUAAUGGUCAUGUUCUUAGCGAGUUUAGUGUUAUUGCGUUACCUUAGGAGAAAGGCUUCUCAACAGAAAAGUGAUGAAAGAGCUAUCUCUGGACGCACUGGUACUAAACAUUUAACUGGAUACUCUUUUGGUCGGGAUGGGAAUUUAAUGGACGAAGGUACUGCGUACUAUAUUACUCUCUCAGACUUGAAAGUAGCUACAAACAAUUUUUCAAAGAAAAUUGGAAAGGGAAGCUUUGGAUCUGUCUAUUAUGGGAAAAUGAAAGAUGGAAAAGAGAUCGCAGUUAAGACUAUGACUGAUCCAUCCAGCCAUGGGAACCAUCAAUUUGUAACUGAGGUAGCCCUCCUAUCAAGAAUUCAUCACAGAAACUUGGUUCCUCUUAUUGGAUAUUGUGAAGAAGAAUAUCAGCAUAUUCUGGUUUAUGAGUAUAUGCACAAUGGCACUCUAAGGGAUCACAUUCAUGAAUGUUCGAGUGAGAAGCGAUUAGAUUGGUUGACUCGUCUUCGAAUUGCAGAAGAUGCUGCGAAAGGUCUUGAAUACUUACACACAGGAUGCAAUCCUAGUAUCAUUCACCGAGACGUAAAGACGAGCAACAUUCUCCUAGAUAUCAAUAUGAGAGCAAAAGUGUCAGAUUUUGGACUCUCGAGACUAGCUGAAGAAGAUUUGACUCAUAUAUCAAGUGUUGCAAAGGGAACUGUGGGCUACCUGGAUCCUGAGUACUAUGCAAAUCAGCAAUUAACUGAAAAGAGUGAUGUAUACAGUUUUGGAGUUGUUCUGUUGGAACUGAUAUGUGGGAAGAAGCCUGUAUCACCAGAAGACUAUGGACCAGAAAUGAAUAUAGUUCACUGGGCAAGAUCCUUAAUCCGUAAAGGCGAUAUAAUCAGCAUUAUGGAUCCUUUACUGAUUGGAAAUGUGAAAACUGAGUCAAUUUGGAGGGUUGCUGAAAUAGCCAUGCAAUGUGUAGAACCACAUGGUGCCUCAAGGCCAAGGAUGCAAGAAGUGAUUUUGGCUAUACAAGAUGCUUCUAAGAUUGAAAAAGGAACAGAAAGUCAACUAAAAGUAUCAUCCUCAAGUAGUUCAAUACCACAAUCUUCAAGGAAAACUUUACUUACAAGCUUUCUUGAAAUUGAAAGCCCUGAUUUGUCAAAUGGUUGUCUUCCAUCAGCAAGAUAAUAAUUAUUAUUUUUUCCAUUCAUAUAAACUUAUCAAUGUACCUACCUGCCUAAUAAGGCCUUAUGUGGGUAGGUGAGUUUUUUACAUUACAUAUCACUAGUUUUGUUAAUCCUCAUACUAUUAAGUAUUAAAUAUAUGUUUAUAACACAGUGACAAGA
Medicago truncatula (barrel medic) is the source of this 3252-nucleotide messenger RNA. RefSeq names its product probable LRR receptor-like serine/threonine-protein kinase At1g67720. Lineage: Eukaryota; Viridiplantae; Streptophyta; Magnoliopsida; Fabales; Fabaceae. The record is from RefSeq and is a predicted model, not a curated record. The coding region runs from base 428 to 3094 and encodes 888 amino acids. Gene Ontology annotation, biological process: protein phosphorylation. The transcript is spliced from 15 exons. Gene Ontology annotation, molecular function: protein kinase activity; ATP binding; protein binding.